AUGUCCUCGAUAGGGCCACAACUUCCAUCUCAAACCUCUGCGAAACGCAAGCGUACCCCCGAACCCAGCGACGACCAUGGCACGUCCCCUCCCAAACAGGCGCGUCACAACGCCGACGAGAUAGACCUCGACGGCUCCGACUCUGAUGAUGACGAUUAUGGCCCCCGCGCGCCUGGUACAGCCACAACAACUUCCAAGCCAUCGCUAGGUCCUUCAUUGCCAUCCUCAGCCGCUGCGCCGACAGCCUCCAAGCCGUCGCUAGGCCCCUCAUUACCACCCUCAGCCGCCACCGCCGCCGCAGCGCAUAAUCAAGACGAGAUUGGCCUCGACGACUCUGACUCCGACACUGGCCCCGCGCCGCCACCACAACCUGCAGCAGCAGCAGCAGCACAGCCAGAGCCCGACUCCGAUUCCGACUCUGACGACGACUACGGCCCAGCCCUCCCCAGCGCAUCCAGCACGCGCCGCGGGCCCAUCGGCCCGGCCAUGCCCCCCGCGCAGGACCCCUCGGCUCCCGUGCGCGACGAGUGGAUGCUCGCGCCGCCCGUCAGCAGCGGCUACUCGGAGCGCGACCCGACCAAGCUCAAGGCGCGCAAGUUUGCCUCCAAGCCUUCCUCUGCCUCUGCCGGCGGCGACUCCUCCUCCUCCGGCCUCGCCGCCAUAUGGACCGAGACGCCCGAGGAGAAGCUCAAGCGCCUGCAGGACGCCGUGCUCGGCCGCUCCGACGGCAGCGGCAAGUCGGCGGGCGAAGCGGCCGCCGAGGACGCCCGCGCGCGCGAGGACGGCGAGAAGAGCCGCAGGAUCGCAGAGGCCAUUGCGGCGCGCCGCGGCAGGAGCCUCUACGACGAGCACCAGUCUGAGAAGGAACGGGACGCCGGGAGGAGGAAAGGUGGGGAGAAGGACGGGGAGGAAGAGGACGACCCGAGCAAGAGGGCGUUUGAUCGCGAAAAGGACAUGGCGCUGGGGAGCAAGAUUGGGACGGCGCAGCGCAGGGAGCUGGUGGCCAAGAGCGCGAAUUUCGGGGGGCGAUUCCAAAAGGGUUCUUUUUUGUAG
Molecule: messenger RNA, 1053 nt
Organism: Akanthomyces muscarius
Lineage: Eukaryota; Fungi; Ascomycota; Sordariomycetes; Hypocreales; Cordycipitaceae
Exons: 1
Coding region: 1-1053 (350 amino acids)
Source: RefSeq, a predicted model, not a curated record